This is a messenger RNA of Dentiscutata erythropus, 981 nucleotides long. The record is from the annotation of a GenBank genome assembly. NCBI's taxonomy places the organism in Eukaryota, Fungi, Glomeromycota, Glomeromycetes, Diversisporales, Gigasporaceae.
AUGAGUGCCAAACUUUUAUCUGAACAAAUAAAAAAUUCCGAAAACCAAAGUUCACAUGCUGGUUUCGCACUUAGGAAAAAUAAAAAAGAUGGACUAUUAAUCGUAGGACAUAGAGGCGCUAGCGCUUCUUACCCGGAAAAUUCGAUAAUGGCACUCAAGGGCGCAAUAGCUGAUGGCGCCGAUGCUAUUGAAUUUGAUAUUCAAAAAACAUUAGAUGGUGAAAUCGUAGUAUUACACGACUCAACUUUGGAUCGUGUGACGGAUAGCAAAGGUCGAGUGAUGGACCGAAAUUAUUAUGGUGAUAUUGAACAUUUAAGGUCCAAGAAAGAACCUAAUUGUCCUAUCGCUUUAUUUAAAAAGGUGGUAGACCUUAUGUUGAUGGAAGAAAAUUCACAUAUAUGGGCAAUGAUAGAUAUUAAAUUAUUAAACUCUCCUUCCAUCAUUGUUGAUAUUGAAAAAAUAUUACGCUCCCGUAGCGAUGAUCUAAAAAUUUUUUCAACCAGAUUCAUUUUAGGUAUUUGGCAUCCUAAAUAUUUACCUUAUGCCAAAACCUAUUUACCGGACAUUCCUAUUGCAUAUAUUGGUGCGUCAUUAAAAAUUGCGCGAGAAUACUUUUCUUGUGUUGAUGCGUAUAAUUUGAUGUAUUCAUCAGUAGCUUGGAAUAAAGAAGGUCGAGACUUUAUUGAACAAGCACAUCAAGUUGGAAAGCCUGUUUUCGUAUGGACAGUUAAUACGCUAGAUUAUGCUAAAGAAUGUUAUAAUAUUAAUGUGGAUGCGGUUAUGACGGACAGACCGGGUUACUUUGUGGACUUUUUCAAUAAAAAUAACCCAGAAACUUUUGAAAUGACGAGAUUCUCUUGGUGGUAUCCUAAAUGGCUUUUAUCUUUAUAUAGACGUGCGUUGAUGUGGGUUGCCCACGUUUUGGGUAGUUAUCACUUAUCAAAGCAUGGACCCCUAGAGAAAGUAAAUUUUGAGUCGUAA